This is a messenger RNA of Cotesia glomerata, 4183 nucleotides long. Its product is annotated as guanine nucleotide exchange factor DBS-like. Bases 375 to 3656 code for a protein of 1093 amino acids. The record is from RefSeq and is a predicted model, not a curated record. Gene Ontology annotation, cellular component: cytoplasm. Gene Ontology annotation, biological process: intracellular signal transduction. NCBI's taxonomy places the organism in Eukaryota, Metazoa, Arthropoda, Insecta, Hymenoptera, Braconidae. Gene Ontology annotation, molecular function: guanyl-nucleotide exchange factor activity; protein binding. The transcript is spliced from 16 exons.
AGUUAGUCUCCAGUUCUUUUGACGUGCCGUCACAAUAAACAUGACGUGCUGGAAUAAAUAUACGUAGUACAUACACCAAAUGGAUCUCACUAUCACUCGAGUAUUAUUUGUUAUUAUUUACAAUAAUUGAUUAUUGUUAAUAACAUGAGAGGCGUGUUUGUUAAAUCAGUUAAUUAUUUGGUUACAAUGUAGUUAUAUUCCGGUAUUGUCAUCGGAUAAUUUAAUAUCGAUGAUUAUUAACGGCGUAAUAAAAAAUAGGUGUACAAAGCAAUAGCAUUGUUUAUUAAUUAUUUAACUAGGCAAGGUUUAAUUGUUAUUAUAAUUGUAAAUUGUAAAUAGUUGAUAUUUAUUUGUGCGCUUAACCUGGAUGUGAUAUGAUAGCCAAUUCACCGACGAGUAUUGAAAAUCAAAUAGAUAGUUUCCUUGAGCAAUUCAAGAGAAGCGCCUCCAGGGCAAUGGAAGAUAACGCCAGAGGGAGUUAUAACGCGAGCAGCAGCAUCAGUCGCAGCAGAAGUGGUAACCUCGACCUCGAAGUCUUGGAGGCCGAAGAUGUGGAGAGUAUGACCGGAGAGAUCGAAAACGGCGACUUGGCAGUCCGGGACGUAGCAGAUCUCCUUCAGCAUCAAUAUGCUAUUAUUACGGGAGGUAAAACAAGAGAAGGAUGUCCUAUAAUUACAUUCCCUGACAAUGGAAACUUUCACAAUCUUACUGAUUUAGAUUAUCAGCGUUUAAUGCUCUAUCUCACUUCAGUUCCCACUCUACAAGAAGCUGACUUGGGAUUCCAUUUGAUUAUCGAUCGUCGCACAGACAAGUGGAACUCUGUUAAAACUGUCCUCAUUAAAAUUUCCGCAUUUUUCCCAGGGUUAGUUCAUGUCGCCUACGUUCUACGGCCAGUUGGUUUUCUUCAAAAAGCCAUCUCUGAAGUCUCAAACAAACUCUUCCGUGAAGACUUUAAAUUUCGGGUUAUUGUGCUGGCAAAUGUAACAGAGCUCCAUGACUUUAUUGACAAAGAUCAGUUGACAGAGCAGCUCGGUGGUGAUUUACCAUACUGCCAUACAACCUGGAUUCAAAAUAGAAUAAGUUUAGAAAAAUUUUCAUCCAUGACUCAAGACGUAUCACUUGCCUUAGAUUCAUUUACUCGUCGCUUAGCGGAAAUUGAAUUUCCCAAUAACACAAUAGCGACGACGCGGUUAUUGAAUCAACAGCAACUCGAGUAUAAUGAACUGAAAGAGGAAAUUUUGAGCGCAGCGCGACAUGGUGAAGCACUUUUAGAUAGUGUACGACAAUUGACCGGCAAAAGUACUGCCGAUCGAUUAGGAAAUGUCGCUGCUGUUGAACGGUUGUUAGUGCAACUAGAAGAAACAGAACGAACAUUCGAUCUUUUUUGGUCGCAUCACAGUUCUCGUUUACGACAUUGCCUAGCUCUCCGGCAAUUUGAGCAAGAUUUUCGUGAGCUACAGUCUUCAUUGGAUCAGCAUCUGAAAACCGUUGACGAUAUGACUGAAGUUGGAGAAACCCAAGUUCGUGUUGAUCAACUUAUUCGUGAUACAUCUGCUUUCCAGCGAAUAUGCCGGUCCUAUUUGUUGCAUACCAUGUGGAUUUGGGUCUUGGGUGAUAUUGAUCGUGCUGAGGAAGUUAUCGCUGCGGGACAACAGUUAUUAUCAGGAAGACAUCAAUGUCCAACAGAAGUCGUUGAGCCGAAAUGUGCUGAAUUGCAACGUGUUUGCACGAUUCUCAGCCAAAGAUUGGAGAGGCGAUUACACACGCUCACUAAAUGCCGCGAACUUAUGGAACGCAUUGACAAGGCUAAUGCUUGGUGUACUCGAGGAAUAGAACUUCUUGCGUCGCAAAACAGUACAUUACCAACAGAUCAAGCUCUUCAGGAACUAGAACAGCUUAUUGAAGCUGCUGAAGAGUUUCACAGUCCACGAUGUAUUUUUCAAGACUCGAUUAUGCCAGAAACUAAAGCAUUAGUUGCACAGGUCUUACAACGAAUCGAAGAUGUGACAUUGAUGUGCGAAAAAAAAAUAAUUGUUUUAAAACAACAGUUGAUAAAACCAGCGAGACCGGUUCAAACGGUUACACCAGAGCCAGCAAAACCACUUCAAGCAUCACCACAAAUCAUAAAACCAGGAAGAGUUUUAAAAAAAGCUAAUACAAUGCCAAAGAUGGAAAUGGGUCCAAUAGAAGGCGACUCGUCAUCGCCAGAAAGUGAACCAAGAGAUGUCGAAGCAACGCGACUCAAACGCGGUCAUGUAUUAACAGAACUUGUUGAAACUGAACGUGCUUAUGUAGCAGAACUUGGAUCGAUUAUAAAGGGAUAUAUGAUGGAAAUGACUAAUGAAACAAUGAGCCACUUGAUACCGAGUGCAUUAGUAGGAAAAUCCGACGUACUAUUCGGGAAUCUCGAAGAAAUUUAUCUCUUUCACGAUGAAACGUUUUUACGUGACUUAGAAAAUUGUAUAUCGAAUACAGAGCUAGUCGCGCUGUGUUUUGUACAGCGACGAGAUAUAUUUUUCCGUUUAUACAGCUAUUAUUGUCAGAAUAUUACGAGAUCUGAGAGACUGAGAGAACAAAUACAAGGAGAGCCGCAAUUUUUAGCAGCUUGUCAGCAAAAACUAGGCCAUAAAUUACCGUUGGCUGCUUAUCUGCUUAAGCCUGUGCAGCGUAUUACAAAGUAUCAAUUAUUAUUAAAAGAUUUACUUAAGUACAGCGAUGAACCGGCUUGUUGUACAGAAUUACAAGAGGCUUUGGAUUGUAUGCUCGUUGUUUUGAAAUGCGUUAAUGAUAGUAUGCAUCAAACUGCUAUCACUGGAUUUGGAGGAGAUUUAAUUGCCCAAGGUGAACUCUUAUUGCAAGGAUCAUUCAGCGUUUGGAGUAGUAGUAAACGUGAGCGACUAUUACGAUUGAAACCAUCUCAGCGCCAUAUUUUUCUUUAUGAAAAAGCUAUGAUAUUUUGCAAACACAGCAAGCCUCAAGCUCACAAUAAAGCGACUUAUCACUUCAAACGAUUUCUCAAAAUGUCACAGAUCGGUUUAACUGAAUCCGUCAAAGGUGACACGAGAAGAUUCGAAAUCUGGUUACAAGGUCGUGCUGAAGUUCACACGAUACAAGCACCGAGUAAUGAAGUUAAGCAAUCGUGGGUACGCCAGAUAAAAGGCGUUUUAAUGUCGCAGCUUGCAGAGUUAAAAGGAAAACAGAGUACGGCGUUAGCUAAAUCUAAUCAUAAACCAUUACGACAAACAAUAUCAUGGGAAACGCAUAGUGUUUCUGGAUCACUGCGUACACUCUCCGUUGAUGGUAAUAGUGUAAUAUCACAUGUUACCGAUGUAUCACAAUCAACGGAAGAAGAUGUUGCUUGGAGUUCAGAAAAUAGUAACACUGAUGACGAAGAUGCUUUCUCUGAAAAUCCAGGACCAGCUCCAGGAGGAAGAUACGUAGCACUGGCUGAUUACUGUGCUGUCGGUCCAGCAGAAGUAACGAUGCGAGAAGGGGAUCACUUGGAAUUAUUAAAAGUUGGCUGUGCUGGUUGGUGGUUUGUUAAAUUAAUUGGUACUGGGAUUGAAGGCUGGGCGCCAGCGGCUUACUUAGAGCCAGUAAGUCGUAAAACAUCGCGCAGCUCUCAAUCAGUUAACAAUAGUCAAGAAGUUAUAUGAAAUCGGCGUUUAACACACUAAGUAAUACAUCGUAUGUAAUACUCAAUGUAUACUCAAUGUAUAAUGUAUACAUACAGUGUAUUAUUUAGUGUGUUAACAAUAAUUAUUAAACACCACUAGACUUUUUUACAUAUAAUUUCAUUUAACAUAUUAAAUUAUAAUAUAACAUUAAAAAAUUAAUAUGUUAGAUUUAUUAUGUGCAAUCAAAACAGUUUAUCUUUCUUUAGUUAUGCCACGAGCAAUUUUAAUCAAAUAUUAUCAGUUGAUAUUGUUUUAUUCAUUAUAAUGCUUAAGUAUAUCAAUUUUUAAUAUAAUAAAUAAGAGCUUAAUGGGCUAAUUAAAUGGCAAAUAAUUGAAAUUGUGAAUUAGAUUGUAAAAUUUAUUAUUAUUUAUAUUUUUAACAUCAACUAUUAGGACAAUUUUGUUGUUCGUAAAUUCGACUGAAUUAGCCAGUACAGUAUUUUAUUAUUAAACUUUUUUUUAUACCUAAUUAUAUCGAUUGUUUUAUUCCUAAUUAUUAAUUUAGA